AUGGCUUCUUUGCUUGAGCGCACCCUCGGAGCGGUGAGGAAGGAGACGGCAAGCGGGGAGGGAAACAGGCGGGUCAGCGGCGGCGGGCAGACGCGCGGGAGCCCUUAUGCGCGUCCUGGGAACGACAGCUGGAAGCACGACAAGUUCGAUGCGGAUGGCGAGCCACGCGGCGAAGGCUCUCACAGGUCCACAACGCGCAACGCGCCAGCUUCAGCAGGAGACGCCUCGUCCGGCGCGAGCGCCAAGCUGAUCAUCAAAAACGUUCACUACGAGGUGUCGGAGAGGGAGCUUGAGCUCCUCUUUGUGCAGGCGAAUUGGACCGAUUGCAGCUGGGCCAAAGAUCAAAAGGGCAUCGCGUGGGUGACGUACACGAACGAGAAGCACGCAGCGCAGGCAAAGGAGGCGUUCAAUGGCGCUUUGGCGAAAGGUGAGCCACUCGAGAUAGACUUUGACUAUCGGGUCGGCCCUCCGCCCGGCCCUGCGGCUCCCGGCACGCUUCUCGCGCGACUCGGCAACAACGAUGGUCGCGGCCCUAGGUUCGCAUCUUCGGCAGACCGCGGUUCCGGCACUCGCCACGUCUCAGGAGGCGCACCAACCGGACCGCGGAGCGAGCGGGGACCCGGGAGUGGCCGAGGUGGUGCGAGAGGUAGCGCGCGUGGCGGACGAGGUGGUGGUGCCGGUCAACAAGGCAGGGAUCGGGUCAGGAAGGAGCCGAAGACGGCGGAUGACUUGGACAAGGAGCUUGAGGCGUUCAUGAAGACCCCGGAGAACAAGCCUGCGGGACCGGCAGCGGUACCUUCGGGGGGCGACAUUGAGAUGGCUUGA
Rhodotorula toruloides NP11 is the source of this 825-nucleotide messenger RNA. Its product is annotated as RNA binding protein. The record is from RefSeq and is a predicted model, not a curated record. The transcript is spliced from 8 exons. Gene Ontology annotation, cellular component: nucleus. The coding region runs from base 1 to 825 and encodes 274 amino acids. Lineage: Eukaryota; Fungi; Basidiomycota; Microbotryomycetes; Sporidiobolales; Sporidiobolaceae. Gene Ontology annotation, molecular function: mRNA binding. Gene Ontology annotation, biological process: mRNA export from nucleus.